AUGACAGAAAUAUACGCCCCCAUCCCCCCGUUCUCCAAAGACGACCAGCUCGAACACAGCUUAUGGAUAAGCGAAAAAUCAAACACUGCAGCCUCGAUAUGCGGCGAGAAUAUCAGGAACAAAGUCUCUGUUCCUGGUCAUCCUCUUCUCAGCGCCACUGACACAGAAGAGGUGCAAAAAUUCCUCUCCGAUCAACUCCUCACUCCCCGGUUGAACGAACUAUAUCCGAUUUUCUGGAUGGUCGCGACACGGAAAAGCGACCAUAUUUAUGCCCUCCAUCAUCAAAUUGUGAGAGGGAGAGAUAUUAUCCCCUCCGAAGAUCCUGGGCUGCAUUUGAUUUGGUAUUAUGAUAUUAUCUACGUGAAGCCGAUGCCGCGGUAUUUGCUGAAUUAUGCGUUUUGGAGAGUGCAUCUUUCUGGAUGUGACGAGGAGAGUGCGGAGUUGCGAAAAUCUGCGCUUGGGUUUAUGCGAACGUAUUCGUAUCUGAUUCAAAGCGAAUAUGAUUUUGAUAUCGCUCGAGCGAAAUGUCUGAUUUCGAAAAAUAUCGAAGGGAUGAAUGGCUUCGUCGACUUUCUGCAUUUUAUCGAUCAUUUCCGCCAUAUCCAGGACUCGGAGGUUAGUCGGCGAUAUGACCACUAUGGACAGUUGCGGCUAAGUCGUCUAAAUUUGUGGAGCAAGUUAUACCAAUGGCGCAUGUUUUAUUAUAAAGUCGACGGUCAGUAUGGGGCAUAUUUUGCCCGAUUCACGCCUCCGUUUCUCUUCAUCUUCGGUACAGUCAGCGUUGCGUUGUCGGCGAUGGCGGUUAUUCUGGCUGUUGAUCAAGAUUAUGAGAGAGAGCCGAAUUGGGCUUUUGCGCAGGUUUCUACCUGGUUUUCGGUUGUUUGUUUGGCGAUUAUUGCUGCCACUAUUGCAUUCUUUCCCGCCAUGCAGGUCAUCUUCAUAUUGGAGGAGUUGGUGUAUGUCAUUUGCCACCAUUUCAGAAGUUGA
Messenger RNA from Aspergillus wentii DTO 134E9, 987 nucleotides. RefSeq lists its product as uncharacterized. The transcript has a single exon. NCBI's taxonomy places the organism in Eukaryota, Fungi, Ascomycota, Eurotiomycetes, Eurotiales, Aspergillaceae. Bases 1 to 987 code for a protein of 328 amino acids. The record is from RefSeq and is a predicted model, not a curated record.